AUGGUGCCCCUGCGGGCCUGCGAGGUACGCCAGCUGCUCCACAACAAGUUCGUGGUGAUCCUGGGUGACUCGGUGCAGCGCGCCGUGUACAAAGACCUGGUGCUUCUGCUGCAGAAGGACUCCUUGCUCACUCAGAGCCAGCUCAAGGCCAAGGGGGAGCUGAGCUUCGAGCAGGACAAGCUGCUGCAGGGAGGCCAGCUGGACACCCUGCAUAACGGCAUCACAUACCGCGAGGUGCGCCAGUUCCUCUCGGGUCACCACCUGGUGCGCUUCUACUUCCUCACCCGCGUCUACUCCGAGUACCUGGAGGCCGUCCUGGAGCAGCUGCGCACUGGCGAGCACGCGCCAGACCUGGUCAUCAUGAACUCUUGCCUCUGGGACCUCUCCAGGUACGGCCCUGAGUCCGGGCAGAGCUACCUGGAGAACCUGGCCAAGCUGUUUGCACACCUGGGCCAGGUGCUUCCCGCCUCCUGCCUGCUGAUCUGGAACACAGCCAUGCCCGUGGGCCAGGAGAUCACUGCGCGCUUCCUCCCACCGGAGGGACAGCUGGAUGCCGCCUCCCUGCGCGCCCGCCUGGUCGAAGCCAACUUCUACUGCUUCGCUGAGGCCAGGAAGCACGGCUUUGACCUGCUUGACUUGCACUUCCACUUCCGCCACGCGGGACAGCACCGGCACCACGACGGGGUGCACUGGGAUGCACGUGCCCACCGCUGCCUCUCGCACCUGCUGCUGGAGCACGUGGCCGACGCCUGGGGUGUGGAGCUGCCCCACCGCGCCCCUGCAAGCAGGUGGGUCCGAGAGGGCCCUGCAAGGGGGCGGCGGGGCCGUGGCACCCGGAGGCAGCCCUCAGCCAGCAGGGACAUCCUGGCUCCACCACUGGCCCCUCCCAGCCGUGCACCCCUGCUCCCGCUCCGGCCCCCUCUUCUGCCCACGCCGCCCUGCCCCAUCUCUCCUUACCCAGGGAUGCCCCAGUUCCUGUUCUGUCCCCAGGAUUCCUACUUCAGCUCAGACCCUCCCUUCCAGGUGAAUCCAUUCCGUUUCAGCCCAGGUACCCCCUCCCCCACUCAGCCAAGGUUUGCCAUGGAAGCCAACUUGAUGUUUGGUCCCCGGCUGCCUGGACCCUGCCUCCCUUCACCCUGUGUCCAGCGGCAGGCCCUGGUGGUCCACAGAGGCUUCCCCCAGAACCCGCCCCGGGGCCCCUACACACCCUGCAGAGGGCGGCCUAGGCGUCCUGGCAGGCGCGCCCCAGCUACCCAGAGCCCCGAUGCUGGCCAGACCCCUGCUCAUGCCUGGGAUUGCCUGAGCCUUGGGGGCCCCAUGGAAGGCUAG
Molecule: messenger RNA, 1329 nt
Organism: Lepus europaeus (European hare)
Lineage: Eukaryota; Metazoa; Chordata; Mammalia; Lagomorpha; Leporidae
Gene: PCED1B
Product: PC-esterase domain containing 1B
Exons: 1
Coding region: 1-1329 (442 amino acids)
Source: RefSeq, a predicted model, not a curated record